AUUUGUUGUGGUCUAUAGGAAAUAAAAUGACUAUGGACCGAAAGUUUAUAGGACUUUAAAGUUAGUUUCGCACACUGUAUAUAUAUAUUAUGUAUCUACUGUGGAAAGUAUCUAAUCACUCUUACGAUAACCUCGUAGCAUAGCACUUACAUAAUAAUUGGAAGAAAAUAAAACAAACAAACCAAAAAAAAAAAAAAAAAAAAAAUUGAAAAGAAACCCACAACAACAACAAACAUAAAAAAGAAACAAAAGCAAAGUAAACAAACAAACAACCAGUUUAAUUACACUUCAUUUAAAAUCAAAACAUCAAGAUUGGUCAUAAUUUGUACAUUUCAUCUGUGUAAUUUUUAUUGAAUACAGGCAUUAUUUAUAAAAAGUAUGUGUAAACAAGGAUUAACGUUUUUCUUUUAAAUCAUAAAUCAAAGCAAAUAUCUUAUGUUGUGUUGUAUAUAUUUCUAUAGUAAAGUAAAUAGACCAGGAUUUUCUUUUUUUUUUUAGGCGUGUGCUUGUGUUCUUAAUAUUGUGUAAGCCCAUUCCAAACCGUUCUACGCAAUCGUUAAUGUCUACCGCUCGCUUUUGAUACCCGAUGUGUACGACCCCCGGAUGUUUUUCAAAAAUUCUGACCGACAUGAUGUUUUCUACAGCAAAAGGAAAACGAGUGUGCCUUCUUUCAAGCUUCGAAAGGAAAUCAAGCAACAAUGAUAUUUGUUAUCGGCCACUGGAAAAAAAUUACCCAAUUUUAAUGAAUGAAUGGACUUGCAAAUCGCCGGUUGAGGUGUCUAUAUUUCUGGAUUUUGACUGCUGUAGUUUGGCAAAGCCCAAUAUGUAAGUAAAUAGAAUGACAGGGGGAAAUGUAGACCAGGGGGUUCCGAUAACAUAUCCGGCGGAUAUUCCAUUGUUGAAGCGCAACUCGAAUGCAAAGACUAACAUCAAAGCACAUCUAAACAACACAAUACACAUACCGAUCGACUCGAACAGAUUGGAUGUUUUCAAGGAGGUCCGCGCUUGAUGUAAACAAAACAGAUUGUGCGUUCCGAUCGACUAUUAUUUACCGUUCUCGCAUCGUUCGAAAACAUGGCAGACACCGCAGCUCCCGCGAAAAAGAAGGUUUCCAAGCCCAAAGUGCCCGCAGCGCACCCAAAAUACAUCGACAUGAUCAAGGCUGCCCUCGGGUCACUGAAAGAGCGUGGUGGAUCUUCUAGACAAGCCAUUCUUAAGCACCUGAUGGCCAAUUAUAAAGUGGGCAAUGACGUCAACUCCAUCAAUGCUCACCUCAAAAUGGCCCUUAAGAAUGGAGUCAAAAAGGGUGCGUUGAAGCAAGCCAAGGGUAAAGGUGCCAGCGGCUCCUUCAAGCUUGGAGAUAAGCCCAAGGCUGAGCAGAAGCCUAAAGCCAAGAAAGUAGCCAAACCAAAGGCUGCCAAACCUAAGAAGGCUGCUGCUGCUGCCAAGCCCAAGAAGGCGGCCGUAGAGAAAAAAGUGAAGAAGACGCCAAAGAAACCAGCCGCACCCAAGAAGGCCAAGACUCCCAAGAAGAAGGCGGCAGCCAAGAAGCCCGCAGCCAAGGCCCCCAAGAAGGCCAAGAGCCCCAAGAAGCCCGCCGCCAAAAAAUCCAAGACCCCCAAGAAGGCCGCCGCCAAGAAAUAAGCAGUCUUUGCAAUAUUCCUGCACAGAGUGUUUACUCACAAAACAAAA
Ostrea edulis (European flat oyster) is the source of this 1692-nucleotide messenger RNA. RefSeq names its product histone H1-delta-like. Bases 1075 to 1644 code for a protein of 189 amino acids. Gene Ontology annotation, molecular function: double-stranded DNA binding; nucleosomal DNA binding; structural constituent of chromatin. The transcript has a single exon. The record is from RefSeq and is a predicted model, not a curated record. Gene Ontology annotation, biological process: negative regulation of DNA recombination; nucleosome assembly; chromosome condensation. Gene Ontology annotation, cellular component: nucleosome; nucleus. NCBI's taxonomy places the organism in Eukaryota, Metazoa, Mollusca, Bivalvia, Ostreida, Ostreidae.